AAUAAUGUAUGAAACAUACGUCCAUCAUGAAUGAGGAUAAAAGGACAUUUCUGUUGCUUCCUCUCACAAAUGCUAAUAACCAACGGCUCAUUAACAUGUGGAGUGUUGAGACUCUCAGCUUCAUUAUGAAGCUCAGCACACACUGGAGGUCUGAACCAACAAUAAGAGGUUAUAUAAAACUCAAGCAGACAGUAAAUCCACAGCACGCUGCAGCUGGGAGCACAAAUGUGUUUCACAGUUUCAGGCUGAAACAUGUCUGUUCAGAGCUCAUUAUGAAAGUGUAACUGAAUACAGAACACAUGUCAGACAUCUGAUCAGCAUGUUACGUACUAAACAGGAAACCUUCUCAGCAGAGGCUCAGAGCUCAGACCACGAGUCCAGGCUCAGUGUCUUUGUCUUCCAGGUAAGACGGAGAGACAAACUGAUGAAGAGGGUUAGCAAAGCAAACCUUCACCGGCGAAUGAAAAGAGCAGCAGCAGAAGAAGAAGAAGUGAUUCAGAGUCGACCUGACAGAACAACAGGAGACUCCAGUCAGACCACUUUAACAAACAUGUUGUCUGGACUGGUCUCAGGUCAGCUGCUUCCCUCAGUACAGUCUGACAGGCUCUGCGUGGCCCUGCUGGAAUUAGUCUGGUGUGACAGUGCUCAUCCACCAGGCAGCAGGAAAAGGUCAGACUGCUUUUAAUGGAUGGUGAACCUUUGUUUUAAACCCUCGCUGGCUGAAUGAAACCCGUGUAGCCAAAGACUCAGAGCUGGUGAACAGCUUUAUAAAUAUUAAAACACCUUGUAGUAAUUUCUGUCAGGGCAAAUUGCUGCUGACACAGAAUGAUUCAUUUGUGCAUCGGCCUCAUUCUCACAGGCGGGCGGGAACGCCUUUAAUUACCUGUUGGCAAGUGAUGCGUCUGCUCCACCUGCCGUCCUCUCAAGACAGCAGUGUGUCGGCGGCGUGUCCCACACUCCUCCGGUCAUUUGUUGGCAUACCUGCAGGACAUCAUCACACAUUAUAGGAGGUGAAGAUGAGGACAGAAUCUGCCUCUGAGCCAGUUUAGAAAUUUCUGUCAGAUCGGUUUGACAUUCAGUUUGACGCCACGACGAAUGAUUAAUCACCUAAUUAAGCAACGGCUCGAUCACCUGAUUGAUCAAUAAUCUGUUGGGCGGUGAAUUGGAUUUCUGGCAGCUCAGAAAGAUCUGACCCGCUCACUAAUGAGCUCAACAAGGCUAAUUAAGGUUAUCAUGUGUUUUAUAGAUAAUAACAUAGUGUAUCUACAGUCACACAGCAAGUGCAUGAAGGAAAUGUCACAUGAUCAACUGCCACAAAAUAUUUAUCAUUAUCUAAUGAAUAAACUGUAUAUGGAUCACUACCAUUAUACACAUGGCUACUGUGCUGCACGUACUGUAAGCGUUUAAAUAUAGAGAUGUUCUGUCACUUCUGUCAGAGGACGUAGGUAGAAACACCACAGAAGAAGAGCAGAACAAAGAAACACAACCUGAAGAGAGAGAGGAGGGUUUCUACAUAACUACUGACUGUCAGCCAAUCACAGAGCUCUAAUAAAGAGAGCGAGAGGGACAGAGAGAGAGAGAUGAUGGUGUUUAGAUGUGGAAUCUUUUUAUAGACAAGAAGAAAAAAGUUUCAGUUCAGAGCAGAAGAGAAGACGAGGAUCCAGGAGAAGAAGAGGAGGAACAAAGAAACAAGAGGAACAGGAGGAGAAACAGAGGAGGAGGUGAAGAUUUGAAGAUAGAGAUGUACAGGUUGUAAAUCUGUGAUUUUGGACUGAAAAAAGGAGGAAGUGAAGGAAAAGAAGAGACGUUGUUUGGACUUGUUGAAGGAGACGUGGAGACGUUUUCUGAAGGCUGCUGCAGAGCAGCUCUGAUCUUAUUCUGGAAAGCAGUCCAGUGCAGGAAAACAAAUCUGAAAAGGAGCAGCCAGGAAAUCCAAAAUCCUCUAAGUUAUCCAAGAAACAUGGGGAGAGCUACAGUUCACCCUGAGGGCGUCUGAACCGAACUUCAUCUCCAUCUGACAUGUUUCAACCUGGACCAAAGUGGUGGACCGACCACGGCUAAAGCAGGAGGACCCACGAUCCAUCUGUCUUUGUUCCAAACAUUCAGAAACAGAAACUAAACUCAGCCUGCAGGUAUUUAGGCUGUGAGAGAAAACCAGCAGGAUCUUUGAAAAGUACUCUCAGAUACACAGUUUCAUUGAGAAAAGGCUCAACACUUUCCUGAAACAGCUGCAGUUUUCAACAGGAGGAAACAGGGCAGUGUUUGUUUGGGACUAUUUUCAGUGGCGGAUGAAUCCACGUUUUCCAGCGAGUACUUGGGGCAGCAGGACGGUGAGUGUGGAACUAAUUUAGUGUUUCUUAUUUAGUCACCAGAGGAAAGCAAGAAGAAGAUGAGUGAAGAGAAACAUCUGAAGAACACAAACUCAGUCUGCUGUCAACCUGCUGAAACAGGACUGAGGCAACACCUGGGACAGGGAACAGCAAGAUGCUGAGUUCAGCGCCUCCAUCAUGGACAAUGUGACACCUGGCAGUCCUCCAGGUGAGACGCACCUGAGGGACUACAAUUACCUGGCCCUGGUCCUCGGUGUCCCCCUAAUCCUGGUCAUCAUCCUAGGGAAUAUCCUGGUGUGUCUGAGCGUGCUCACUGAGCGCUCCCUGAAAACUGCCACCAACUACUUCAUCAUCAGUCUGGCGGUGGCCGACCUGCUGCUGGCGGUGCUGGUGCUCCCGCUAUACGUCUACUCUGAGUUUCUGGGAGGUAUCUGGACGUUGAGCACCUACAUCUGUGAUGCUCUUAUGACCAUGGAUGUGAUGCUGUGCACCGCCUCCAUCCUCAACUUGUGUGCCAUCAGCGUGGACAGGUACAUUGCAGUGGUGGUCCCUCUGAAGUACAACAGGAACCAGUUCAGCGUCCGACAGCUGGCUCUCAUCACUGCUACCUGGGUGCUAUCUCUGGGCGUGGCGAGUCCGGUUAUCUUCGGUCUCAACCAGGUGCCGGGUCGCAACCCGAGCGUGUGCAAACUGGAGGACGACCGGUUUGUGGUGUACUCGUCCAUCUGCUCCUUCUUUGUGCCUUGUCCCAUCAUGCUCUUCUUGUAUUACUGGAUGUUCCGAGGCCUGCGGCGGUGGAGCGGUCGGAGUCGAUCUCAGGUGGGUCGGGCCAGUCGUCAAGCUCUCUCUUCACGUCUCGGCUUGGCCUUACGGCGAGCUAAAGCCACAACGACUGGGAAUCGAGAGAAAGCUGUGUACACCACGCCAGCCAGCCUCAGCCCCACCUCUCCAUGCACUAUCUCCAUGACCACACCCUCUGCGACCCCGGUGAUGGAAGAGCAUCAGGACGGGGCGACGGUCUUGGCAGAGAGCGACCCGAUGACGACACAGAUUGACAGCAUGUCAGACGGCGAGCCCACAGAAAGGAGGGAGGGAGGCAGCAAGAGAGAGAACGGCCUGAGGAAGACAAACGCUGCCAAGAGAGGAAGAAGAAACAGCAAGAGCAGCAGAGUCAGCGGGAGGGAACGGAAAGCCAUGAAGGUCCUGCCCGUCGUUGUCGGUGUGUUUCUGGCCUGUUGGACACCGUUCUUUGUUGUCCACAUCACCAAGGUGCUGUGUCAGUCAUGUGACAUCGGCCCCACUCUCAUCUCUGUGGUAACGUGGCUCGGCUACGUCAACAGUGCCGUCAACCCGAUAAUUUACACCGCCUUCAAUGCUGAGUUCAGAAGCGUCUUUCACAAGCUGCUCUGCUGUCGGACGUGA
This is a messenger RNA of Micropterus salmoides (largemouth bass), 3752 nucleotides long. It is a transcript of the gene drd4-rs, whose product is annotated as dopamine receptor D4 related sequence. The record is from RefSeq and is a predicted model, not a curated record. Bases 2508 to 3752 code for a protein of 414 amino acids. Gene Ontology annotation, biological process: adenylate cyclase-activating adrenergic receptor signaling pathway; adenylate cyclase-inhibiting dopamine receptor signaling pathway. NCBI's taxonomy places the organism in Eukaryota, Metazoa, Chordata, Actinopteri, Centrarchiformes, Centrarchidae. The transcript has 8 exons. Gene Ontology annotation, molecular function: G protein-coupled receptor activity; dopamine neurotransmitter receptor activity, coupled via Gi/Go. Gene Ontology annotation, cellular component: plasma membrane.